AGUGCAUUUCAUGUAAUAUUUGUUUACUUUCAUCAACACGGUUCGUCAGAAACAAUGGACCACAUUAUCACCCUUCUUCUUUUUUCUAUAUAUAUAAUUAUUAUUGUAAGCUUGAAUUUAUAUCUGGUAGAGUUUUGCCACUUUAAGUACCUCAAAACUCUAGAAGACAGGAAGAUAAGAGUUUAAAAAAAAAAAUUAGUUAGCUACUUAAAUCAAAUCUUAACUUUUAGUGUUAUUUUCUUUUCUAAUCCCGGAAGUGUGUCCUUUUCACUAACCGGUCAUCAGUUUGAAAGAUAAAACUUUAUAUGUCCUAAGAAUCAAUAAAUUCUGGCGAAGAAAAUAUAUAGAUAUGUAAACUUAACCUCAGAGUACAGAUUUCUUUGCAGUAUAGGCUUUAAAAGAAAAGAGAUAUGUAACAUUUUAUUCCGAUAAAUUAUUAUAUAACUUCUAGUAUAUUCAAUUUUUUUAAAAAAAAAAUCUUAUAAAAAUUAGAGAAAAACAAAACAAAAAGUAUACUUCAAUCUUCCCUUGACAAUUACACCUUCUUUUCACACCAGCUCAUAAAUUAAUUAAGAUAUCUCUUCUUCUUCAUCCUCUCUGUCUUCUCCUCUUUUCCAAAGAAACCUCUCUUUAUUUAUAAGUAACCCUAAAACAACUCUUACUUUCUUUACGUCACCAAGACUUCGAUCCCAAUAAUGGACCGACGUAACCCUUUUCACCAUCACGACCAUCAACUUUAUCAGUUGAUCCAACAGCAACAGCUCCCUCCACCGCCGCAGAGCACGACGGUUGCGAUGGAUCUCGGUGGAGGAGGUGAGAGAAUCCCACAGUGGAGCAUAGAUGAGACAAAGGAGCUUUUGGGUAUAAGAGAAGAGCUAGAUCAGACUUUCAUGGAAACCAAACGUAAUAAGCUACUUUGGGAAGUCGUCGUCGCUAAAAUGGCCGACAAGGGUUUUGCUCGGAGCGCGGAACAGUGUAAGAGCAAGUGGAAGAACCUCGUCUCUAGAUACAAGGUGUGUGAAACGACUGAGCCAGAACCUAUUAGGCAGCAAUUCCCAUUUUACAACGAGAUCCAAUCGAUUUUCACAGCAAGAAUGCAAAGAAUGUUGUGGUCAGAACCAAGAACUUCUUCUAAGAGAAAACAUAAUCAGUUCUCAUCUGACGAAGAAGUAGAAGAAGUCGCGGAGCUAAAUCAAGACAUCAACAAGGAAUUAUUGUCUUUCGUCGAGACACAGAAGAAAGAUACAGAAGUGAUUACUACAAGUACUUUUACUAAUCCCAAAAAACGUGCGAAAAAAGGAAAAGGCACUAGCAAAGCUGAAACCGCGGGUAGUACAUUGAAAGAAAUGUUGGAGGACUUUAUGAGGCAAACGGUGAAGAUGGAGAAAGAAUGGAGAGAUGCAUGGGAGAUGAAGGCGAGAGAGAAGGAGAAGAGAGAGAAAGAGUGGCAGAGGAGAAUGGCGGAGCUAGAGGAGGAGAGAGCCGCCGCGGAGAGGAGGUGGAUGGAGAGAGAGGAUGAGAGACGGCUGAGAGAGGAAGCUAGGGCUCAGAAGAGAGAUACUCUCAUUGAUGUUUUGCUUAAUCAGCUUAACAGAGAUCAAGAUGAUGAUCAACAUCAAGGCUUCUAAUUUUUUAUAUUUUGUUUAAGCAUAUGGGUUAAUUAUAGCUAGUUCCUUAAUUAGCUACUUAAAUCUCAUUAAAAUCAUAUCUAAUUAAUGUUUGUUUUCUUUAUAGUAUGAGUAACUGGUUAUUGAGAACGACAAAUCAAAAUGAUAUAUGUCAUGGUAUGGUUCUUUUUUACUUGAACUCAACCAUAUUCGAUCGGAUUAAAUUUCUUGUUUGCUCAGGUAAUUUCUUAUAGGUGUUCAAAAUCAAAUUGGUUUAGUAUUUUUUGCUACUUUAGUCUGCUUAUAAAACCCCCCAUAAUUUUUAAUCACUCGAUAAACAAAAUUAAACUAGACAAAAGUCUUCGUUCUCAAUUCACAUUUGUCCCACUUCACCGCGUUAUUUGUGAUCAUAUAUAUAUAUAUUAUAUAUAUAAUAUAUAUCCUAUUUUCUAUAAGCAGCUAUUUGAGUUAUGGAUUUGAUUUCUUUCUUUUCUGCGGUUGCAAGAGACAGCUGCCAAAUGUUAGAAAAAAAAAACAGCUACCAAGCAGAUCGCAACAUAGUUAAAACCGUGUCAGUUGGAUAGAAGAAGUAGAACCUUAGGAUUAGUAAGCACUAAAAGAUCCACUCGUACAAACUUUCAUGUAUCGCUUUUGCGCUUUCUUAAUUGAUUUUUACUAAAUAUUUUUUUUCUGGUAGAUUAGAUCAAAUAUUUAUAAUUUGAAGUUUAAAUAAGUUAGAGUGGGAAAAUAACAUGUGAACCCCAAACAAGAAAGCAGAAACAUACAAAAAAACGUCAAAGAAGUAACGUUAGAAGGAGACCAUAAUUUGCAUGUGAAAUA
Brassica rapa (field mustard) is the source of this 2447-nucleotide messenger RNA. RefSeq names its product trihelix transcription factor GT-3a. The record is from RefSeq and is a predicted model, not a curated record. Lineage: Eukaryota; Viridiplantae; Streptophyta; Magnoliopsida; Brassicales; Brassicaceae.